Messenger RNA from Panicum virgatum (switchgrass), 1455 nucleotides. RefSeq names its product probable 6-phosphogluconolactonase 1. Gene Ontology annotation, biological process: carbohydrate metabolic process; pentose-phosphate shunt. Gene Ontology annotation, molecular function: 6-phosphogluconolactonase activity. NCBI's taxonomy places the organism in Eukaryota, Viridiplantae, Streptophyta, Magnoliopsida, Poales, Poaceae. The transcript is spliced from 5 exons. The coding region runs from base 240 to 1124 and encodes 294 amino acids. The record is from RefSeq and is a predicted model, not a curated record.
AGCACAGCCCGCACGUACGGCAGCAGCAGCUAGGAUAGGACCCCAGGCCCCGAACCCAGAGUUCCUUCUUUAAUCCCAGGCCAGGCCAGGCUCCCCACUCGCAGCCACAGGCGAUAGGGAGAGACGACGCCACAAGAAAACAACAAGAAAUCCGCCGCGGAAUUCCGGAUUAAAAUAAGGUGUGAUAGACUGGAAGUUGGAAGGAUAACUUGCUUUAAGGUUCAAGAGCAAACAAAGACAUGGAGAGGGAAGUCAUGGCCUCCUACGAAACCAAGAAAAUCUUUGAAGUUAGGGUAUUUGAGAGUUUAGACGAGAUGGCAACAGAUCUGGCAGAGUUUAUUUCACAAGUUUCAGAAAUUUCUGUUAAGAGGAAGCAACAAAUCUAUAACUCUGUAUGUAUCUUCAUGUAUGUGUGUCUGAAGUCUCAACUGCUUUUUUCCUUAAAAAGGAAGCUCUGUGAAGCACCAUACAACAAGACCCUUGAUUGGUCUAAAUGGUAUGUCUUCUGGGCUGAAGAACGUGCAGUAGCAAAGAACCAUGCAGAGAGUAACUACAAAUUAACAAAGGAAGAAUUUCUCUCCAAGGUUCGAGCAUAUGGCUUGGAUUGUUUUCUCGUGCCUAUUCCUAAUGGUCACGUCUACUCCAUCAACGACAACGCAACGGUGGAAGAGGCAGCAACUGACUAUGAAUUUGUCAUCAGGCAGCUGGUCAAGAUUCGAACAGUUGGUGUCUCGGAGAGCAACGACUGCCCCAAAUUCGACCUCAUUCUUCUGAACAUUGGUCCUGAUGGUCAUGUAGCCUCAUUGUUCCCCAACCAUCCAGCUCUUGAGCUGAAAGAUGACUGGGUCACCUACAUCACCGACUCUCCAGAGCCUCCACCUGAGAGGAUUACCUUCACUCUUCCUGUGAUAAACUCGGCAUCGAACAUCGCUAUUGUUGCCACUGGAGAAGACAAGGCAAAAGCUGUGUCUUCCGCCAUUUCUGACUGUAACGAAGGCCUAGGUGCGACACCAGUACCUGCUAGAAUGGUUCAGCCAACGGACGGGAAGUUGGUAUGGUUUCUGGAUGAGGCGGCUGCCUCAUCUCUUGAGGCUGGGAAUGAUGCUUACAAGAACCAGUACUGAGAGUCUGAGACAAGCGUUGAAGCUGGACAUCCUUUUUUUGCUGUGAAGAAGAAUUGUUCAUGUGGUUGAUGGGUUUGGAUGGAAGAAGUUUUGGGGGAGGGCUUUUCUGAGAAAUCAAAAAAAUUCCAUGUCUUGUGCUAUUGGAUUGGGCAAAGAAUGAUGCAGCAUGUAUUUUUAUGUCGAGAACUGAAGUUCCAGAAUAGCUAAGUUCUUCUUUCAAGAAAAAAGAGUAGCUAAGUUCGACUGUUGGUCAUAUGAUACUGUUCAGUGUGCCAUCACCAUCAGUACGUUUUUAUCUCAGUUGAAAUUAGAUUCCAUAAAUAUUGUGCUA